Molecule: messenger RNA, 2043 nt
Organism: Lathyrus sativus (Indian pea)
Lineage: Eukaryota; Viridiplantae; Streptophyta; Magnoliopsida; Fabales; Fabaceae
Source: the annotation of a GenBank genome assembly
AUGAUACCUCUGCUUCAUCAUUUUUCUUCCAUUAUUGUUUUAUUUUUCUCCUUCACAUUUUUGAUGAUCUUCGUCAUAAAUAUUCCAACGUGUCUAUGCGAGGAUGAUGAGUACAUGAACUGUAACACAGCUUUUUCCUGUGAAAACAAUACGAAAGACCUCAAGUAUCCGUUCUGGGGAGGAAAUAGAGAAAGUUAUUGUGGUGGUGUUGCUGAUGGUAUUAAUACGGAGCUUACAUGCGAAGAUAAAUUUUCAAAGUUCACAAUUAAUAGUGUUAAGUAUCGUAUUCUUGAGUGGGAGAAUACAACACAGAAACUCACUGUCGCUAGGGACGAUUACUCGAGUCGUAAUGUUUGUGACGUGAAUACUAAUAUCGAGAGCAGCACAUUUGAUAACACUCAAUUUGAACGUUACAGUAAUGAUGUUGCUAACGUGACGCUCCUGUACGGUUGUGAUGUUGCAACUGGAAAUUUAGCAAAUCCCUUUUAUGAUAUUGACUGCGGCCAAAGUAAAUAUGUUGUCUUCACUGUUGCUUAUUCUGCUUCGUUCUCUGCCUUCUGCACUCCGACUCGUAAGGUCGUGAUUCCGAUUCUGGGAAACCUAGCUACGCAACUGGGAUCUGGAAUUGGAAUAGUCGGUGAUAUAUUACAAGAUUCAUUACAAAAAGGUUUUGAUUUGAAAUGGACUGGAAAUUAUUCGGAGUGCCAGAGGUGUGUAGCUUCUGGUGGAGCGUGUGGAAAUGGAGAUACUCAAUUCAGAUGUUUCUGCGAUGUUGGAGCUCACGCAACUUCAUGCGAUUCACCAGUGCUCCCGACCUCAGGUUCAAAAGGUAACUGGAGGCCUAUUGUGAUAGGUGCUGCAGGAUUUGGAGUAAUAGUAUUCUUUAUAAUUAUUAUGAUUAUAUGUUACCUUAAAAGGGGUACAGGUAGACAACAAAAGACUAUUUUCCGGGAAAAAAGAAAGCUUGUUGAGCACAAUGUGGACAAGCCUGUUGAGCACAAUGUGGACGUUUUUAUGCAAAAUUAUAAUUUAUACAACCCAAGAAGAUAUAGCUAUGCAGAAGUAAAAUGGAUCACAAGCUCAUUUAGAGAAAAAUUAGGCCAAGGAGGAUAUGGUGUUGUGUACAAAGCAAGUUUAAUUGAUGGUCGUCAAGUGGCAGUGAAAGUAAUAAACGAAUCAAAGGGAAAUGGAGAAGAGUUCAUAAACGAAGUUGCUAGCAUUAGUAGAACAUCACACUUGAACAUUGUGUCACUUUUAGGUUUUUGUUAUGAAGGGAAUAAAAGAGCACUAAUAUAUGAAUUCAUGUCCAACGGAUCAUUGGAUAGGUUCAUCUAUAAAAGUGAAUUUCCUAAUGCUAUUUGUGAUUUUGAUUGGAACACUUUGUUCCAAAUUGCAAUAGGCAUUGCUAGAGGACUAGAUUACUUGCAUCAAGGAUGCAAUUCAAGGAUUUUACAUCUUGAUAUCAAACCCCAAAACGUUCUUUUGGAUGAAGAUUUUUGUCCAAAAAUAUCUGAUUUUGGUUUAGCUAAAAUAUGUCAAAGGAAGGAUAGUAUCGUGUCAAUACUAGGAGUAAGAGGAACUAUAGGAUAUAUGGCACCUGAAAUAUUUAGUAGAGCAUUUGGUGGAGUUUCUUACAAGUCUGAUGUAUACAGUUAUGGGAUGUUGAUUCUUGAAAUGAUUGGAGGAAGAAAGAAUUAUGAUACUGGAGGCUCGUGUACUUCUGAAAUGUACUUUCCUGAUUGGAUUUAUAAAGAUCUUGAGCAAGGUAAUACCAGCAAUACUCUUCUAAAUGGUUUGACAAUCUCGGAGGAAGAAAAUGAUAUGGUUAAAAAGAUUACUUUGGUGAGUUUAUGGUGCAUUCAAACGAAUCCAUCAGACAGACCACCGAUGAAUAAAGUAAUAGAAAUGCUACAAGGAUCACUUUCUUUAGUGCCAUAUCCUCCAAAGCCGGUCUUGUUUUCUCCGGAAAGGCCAGCACUACCCGUAGAAUGUAUAUCCUCAUCCGAUUUCAAUGAAACAAGUUCAAUUACAGUAUCAAAAUAA